AUGAUCAGAUUCGUUUUACCCGAAUAAUCAAUUAUCUAAUUCAAUUUGAUCUGUAGCUAUUCGGAUAUUUGGAUAUUCGAUGCCUCGAUAUGCAGAAAAUAUUUUAAACGGGUUUCUUAUUAGAUCUAUAAAAAGAUAAUAAAAAUUAAAAAGUAAAUAAUAAUAUUUUAUUAAAAAUAAAAAAAUUCUAUAGGAUAACCAUUUUUAAGUUUUUGUCACCAAAAUAGCAUUCAACGAGAAAAAUGACCAAAACAAGUUUUAUUAAAGGGUAAAAUUACAUUUUUACUCUAGGGUCCGAGUCGGUCCUAGGAAGCGGUGGGCCAGAAGCAAAAACAAAAAACAUUUGGCCUAUUAAAUAUAAAUAAAAAAAGAAUUUUGAAAGUAGAGGAAAGAUUUCGAACCCGUCACCUCUAAGAGUCUAAAGAUGUGCAUUAACCAACUUAACUAAAGAAACCUUUGAAAAUAUGCGGCCGAUAUGGUUGUUAUUAUUUGACGGCCAGAAACAUGGGCUUGGCCUGCUUCUACUCAAGGUCGGUUCUGCCUAGGGUUAACUAAUAUAGACUUAGGGUUUAGAGUUAAGAGGUAGAGUUUCGGGGAUAGGGUUUCAAAUUAAAAAAAAUAUAUUAAAAAAUAUUAAAAAUUUCAAAAUAAAAAGAUGCUAUUUUGGCCAUUCUCUUUUACGAGAGAUAAUUUUGUGACAAAAACUUAAAAAAAAAACUAUUUGAGAUAAUUGCCCUUAAAAAUAUGUAUAAUUUAUUUAUAUAACUCUUAAAAUAUAUGUAUAUAAAGUAUCAGAUUGGAUAUUCAUUUCUAAUAAUAUUAGUAUUUGUGAUUUGUUCUGUUUUUUUAUGAUAUUAUAUAUUAACAUUUAUUCGUCGAUAGAAUUAUGGAUAUUCGGAUUUUUGUGAGGAUAACAAAUUAAAUCAAAAUUUAUUAAUACUUUGUUUUACCAAAUUCAAUUUUACUUUACCAAAUUUUCACCAUUCAUCAUCUUCUUCUUCAGAUGAUGAAAUCAUGGAAUUUUUCAAUUGAUCUUGACCAUGAAGAAGAAGCAGUGCAACUUGCUAUUUCUAAUAACAAUCUGGUUAUACAAUAUCUUCUUAAUCAACAAGAAAAUCAGGCGAUUCAUGGUGGUUCAGUUCCUGGCCGUUGUUUCAUCCACCGUGAUCGAGAGAGUGCCCAUGAUAGACUGUUCAAUGAUUAUUUCUCGGAAACUCCAAAAUAUAAUGAUAUUUUGUUUCGGAGGAGGUAUCGAUCGUAUGUCUCGUUCUCUAUUCCUCCGCAUCCUUCAUGAAGUUGAAGGUCAUGACAACUACUUCACACAACGAAGGGAUACUAUGGGUAGACUUGGAUUGUCAUCUAUUCAAAAAGUAACCGUUGUUUUUCGGAUGCUAGCAUACGGUCUUCCUGCAGAUGUCGUAGAUGAGUACAUAAAGAUUGGUGAAUCAACGACAAUCGAAAGCAUGAAGAAGUUUUGUCGAGCUAUUGUGGAGAUAUUUUCAGCCCAAUACCUACGAUCACCAACACCUGAUGACGUUUCUAGACUUCUUUACAUUGGCGAAAAACGAGGCUUUCCGGGAAUGCUUGGUAGCUUAGAUUGCAUGCAUUGGAAGUGGAAAAAUUGUUCUACUCCUUGGGCUGGACAAUAUGCCGGUCGUAGUGGAUCACCUACUAUAAUUCUUGAAGCUGUGGCUGAUUAUGAUCUUUGGAUAUGGCAUGCAUAUUUUGGAUUGCCGGGGACUAAUAAUGAUAUUAAUGUGUUGGAGUCUUCUCACCUUUUCUCCAAUCUCGCUCAAUGUAUUGCUCCUCCUGUCCACUAUGUCAUUCAAGGAAAAGAAUAUAAUAUGGGUUAUUACUUGGCCGAUGGUAUAUAUCCGAAAUGGUCAACCAUAGUGCAAACUAUUGACGAGCUAGUAGGUCCAAAGAAAAAAUAUUUUGCAGCACAGCAAGAAGCAUGUAGAAAAGAUGUAGAACGUGCAUUCGGAGUUUUACAAUCAUGUUUUGCGAUUGUGAAAGGACCGGUACGUUUUUGGAAAAAAAAAGUAUUACAUGAUAUAAUGACUACAUGUAUAAUUUUACAUAAUAUGAUUAUUGAGAAUGAGCGUGAUCUCGAUGCCCCGAUUGGAAUUGGAAGAGAAACUCCACCUCCGGAAGUCCAAAUACCGGAUAAUGAAGAUAACUGAUUCCAAGAGUUUCUAAGUCGAUUCAGAAAAAUUAAAGAUAAAGAAGCUCAUUUUUUACUUCGGAAUGCAUUAAUUGAUCAUUUAUGGGAAAAAUUUAGUAAUAAUGAUUGUUAGAUAAUGGUACUUUGUUUUAUUUUUAUUUUUCUAAUGUCUUUUUGUAAUAAAAUGUUUCAUUUAAAUAAUAUUGCAAUUUUAUGAAGAAAAAAAAUCAAAAAGUAUAAUGAAUGAGUUAAUUUUCAAGAAUGUGUAAAAUGGAAAAUAAAAAAAAAAUCUUUCAAGAAUAUUUUUUUUUAGAGGAAAAAUAGAGGAAUACAUUAGAGAAAAACUGACUCUAUUAUACGUUUUC
Messenger RNA from Brassica napus (rape), 2529 nucleotides. RefSeq lists its product as uncharacterized. NCBI's taxonomy places the organism in Eukaryota, Viridiplantae, Streptophyta, Magnoliopsida, Brassicales, Brassicaceae. The record is from RefSeq and is a predicted model, not a curated record. The coding region runs from base 1041 to 2183 and encodes 380 amino acids. The transcript has a single exon.